UUAAUUAGAAACCCCGACUCUCUGCUGAAAACCGCAACGAAACUGAAGCUUUGAGCACCUCCGUCAAUGGCGAAGUCUUCCUGUUUGCUGGUGCUACUUUGAUUCCGCUACUACUGGAUUAAUUCAUCGCUUUCAGGUUCGAAAAAGUAUUUGAUUAAUUUUACAUUUUUUUUAUUACGUUCGUGAAUGCAGGAUUGGAUAAAAUUAAUUUUAGAAAUAUUUUCCAAAUUAUUAAUGGAAAUUACUCGCUAAUGCUCUGCUAAUCCUUCUUCUUCUUCUCGGCAUUUCGAUUUUGCAGUUUAUAAGUUCUGUCAAAAGUACCGAUUGAAGUGAGAGAAAGGUGACGUCAUCAUGUCCGAAUCAAAUAGCAGGAAAAGGAAUCUUCCCUCAUGGAUGAGUUCAAGGGAUGACGAAAAUGGCGAUGGUGAAAACUCCAAGCAACCUCGAAACGAUCAAAAAUCGAACAAGGACCGAAAAUCCGCCCCUGCCGCCAGCUUGGAUGCCUCGGAUUCAUCAAAACUCAUGGAGGGAAUCGUGUUUGCGCUGUCUGGUUUUAUGAAUCCAGAGAGGGGUGUUCUUAGGUCACAGAUGUUGGAAAUGGGGGCAGAAUAUCAACCUGAUUGGAACUCGAAUUGCACGCUUCUAGUUUGUGCGUUUUCGAGUACCCCCAAAUUUAGACAAGUUCAAGCUGAUGGUGGAACUAUUAUAUCCAAGGACUGGAUAUCGGAGUGUUAUACCCAAAAGAAACUUGUGGAUAUUGAGCCCUUCAUACUGCAUGCUGGUAAACCGUGGAGGAAACAAUCCAUUUCUCAUGAAGUUAGAGAAGAUAUGAAGCCAUCCACGAGUAAUAAAUCUUCAAAACGCAAAGAAACGGGCUUGCAUUCAAAGAAGACUACUUCUCCCAAGAUAAAAGGCUGCAUUUCUCUUACGAAAGCGAAGAAGUGGGCUGUUGAGGAUCUUAAAAGAACCAUAUCAUGGCUGGAAAAUCAAGAUGAGAAACCACAGCCAAGUGAGAUAAAGAAGAUAGCUGCUGAAGGAAUCCUAACUUGUUUACAGGAUGCUAUAGAUGCACUGAAGCAAGGCCUGGGCAUACAACAAAUGGUGGAGCAGUGGGCUUGCCUUCCUCGUGCGGUGGAGGAGCUAGUGCAGUUUGAUGGCAGCAUAAAUGGCCCUAGCAAAGAAGAUCUAUGUAAAGAAGCAAUGAGCUGUUACGGAAUGUACCAGGUGGAAUAUCUCAAUUUGGACCAAGACGAAGACUUUGUUGUAAUAAGCAAUAAAAGGCCGCAAAUUCGUACAUGCGUGAAAGUUGACAAGAAAGAGAAUGUUGAUCCUUGUUAUGACAGUGAUGCGACGAUUGAGAUGACCGAAGAGGAGAUUGACCAAGCUUAUAACUCCUUUUGUGAAUGACAACAAUGUUUAGGUUUUUGAAAUUUUCUUGUGUUUGAAAACUCUGAUUUUUGAUUUGAAAUUUGAAUUACUCGAAGAAGGUUUUCAUAAUGAGAUUUUACAUGAAGUCAUUUAUAACAGUUUUAAGAGCUA
Erythranthe guttata (spotted monkey flower) is the source of this 1539-nucleotide messenger RNA. The record is from RefSeq and is a predicted model, not a curated record. Lineage: Eukaryota; Viridiplantae; Streptophyta; Magnoliopsida; Lamiales; Phrymaceae.